AUGGACGACGGCGACCGGCGGAGCAAGGUGCAGCGGCUGUACGACGCGUGCGACGCCGUGUUCUCGCCGGGGAAGGGAGGGCUCCCCACGCUCACCCAGAUCAGGUGGCUGCGGGGCAUCCUGGACGGGAUGGAGGCGGCCGACGUCGGGAUCGACGCCGGCGGGGACGAAGGCGAGAUGAGGUCGUCGUCGUCGUCGUCUUCCUCGGACGACGAGGCGAGCCCGAGGGCGGCGGCCCGGCGACUCCUCUCGACGCGGGGGUUCACGCGGAUCACGUACGUGCACAUCCACGAGUGCGACGAUUUCUCGAUGGGCGUGUUCUGCUUCCCGGCGGGCGCGACGCUGCCGCUGCACGACCACCCGCAUAUGGUGGUGCUGAGCAAGCUGCUCUACGGCUCGAUGCGCGUCAGCUCCUACGACUGGGACACCGCGCCGCGCUCCGGCCCAAGAAAGGGCGGUUUAGCCAAGGUGGUGGCCGUCGACGAGCUGCGGGAGGCGCCGUGCAGGGCGUCGGUGCUGUUCCCCCAGAGCGGCGGCAACAUCCACACCCUCACCGCCGCCACGCCGUGCGCGCUCCUCGACGUGCUCGCGCCGCCGUACGCGGAGGACCUCGGCCGCCCGUCCACCUACUUCUCCGACAUGCCCGUCCCUUCUCUCCCAGGUUUUGCAGUGCUGGAACAAGCAGAGUUGCCGGAGGAUUUUCGUGUCGUAGGGGCGCCAUACGUAGGGCCAGAGCUCGUCGUAGAUAUGGAUCUGCAUGACUAG
This is a messenger RNA of Panicum hallii, 765 nucleotides long. RefSeq names its product plant cysteine oxidase 1-like. NCBI's taxonomy places the organism in Eukaryota, Viridiplantae, Streptophyta, Magnoliopsida, Poales, Poaceae. The coding region runs from base 1 to 765 and encodes 254 amino acids. The transcript is spliced from 5 exons. The record is from RefSeq and is a predicted model, not a curated record. Gene Ontology annotation, molecular function: oxidoreductase activity, acting on single donors with incorporation of molecular oxygen, incorporation of two atoms of oxygen.